Molecule: messenger RNA, 4251 nt
Organism: Pecten maximus
Lineage: Eukaryota; Metazoa; Mollusca; Bivalvia; Pectinida; Pectinidae
Product: ER membrane protein complex subunit 8-like
Exons: 5
Coding region: 23-619 (198 amino acids)
Cellular component (GO): EMC complex
Source: RefSeq, a predicted model, not a curated record
UUCACUUCUUAUCAAUGCGAAAAUGGCGGAAAUCACAGUCAGCAUGCGAGCAUAUUGUAAAUUGCUAUUACAUGCCGCAAAAUAUCCUCACUGUUCAGUAAAUGGCGUGCUAUUAGCAGAAAAUUCAAAAUCUAAAGAUCACAGAAAUUUAAAAUUUGUAGACUGUAUCCCGUUAUUUCAUCUCUCACUCGGGCUAUCGCCAAUGUUGGAGGCAGCACUUCUUCAGAUUGAUGGAUACUGCAAAAGUGCUGGAUAUAUCAUAGCUGGCUAUUACCAGGCUAAUGAAAACUAUUCUGACUCAGAAUUGAACUGUAUUGCACGAGUUGUAGGAAAAAGGAUCAGUGAGAACUGUCAGGACUCGUGUAUAUUCAUGAUUGAUAAUAAAAGAGUUUCCCCAGAAUCUGUAUCAGAGGUUUAUAGAACAUAUUCCUUAAAGGACACAUCUUGGAGAGAAAUGGAAAAAAGAUCAACCGUUGAUGAGGAAACCAUGGAGACAGCAGCCACAUUGCUUACAUCAGGUGCUUACACACAGCUAACAGACUUUGAUAAUCAUUUUGAUGAUUUGACGAAUGACUGGUUGAACACGCCCAUCAAUGAUAUGAUCAAACGAUGUACAUAGAAGCUGUCUCAGUAUAAAACAUCAGUAGACAACAGGAUUGAUUUAACAUUUAUACUUGUUGAGUUGGUGCAAUAACAGACUACAGGAUUGAUCUUGUAAUACUCCGCUACACAGAUGGUGAACCGGACUGUCUUUCUAACUCUGCUACACAGAUGGUGAACUGGACGGUCCUUCUAACUCCGCUACACAGAUGGUGAACUGGACUGUCCUUCUAACUCCGCUACGCAGAUGGUGAACCGGACUGUCCUUCUAACUCCGCUACACAGAUGGUGCACUGGACUGUCCUUCUAACUCCGCUACACAGAUGGUGAACUGGACUGUCCUUCUAACUCCGCUACACAGAUGGUGAACUGGACUGUCCUUCUAACUCCGCUACACAGAUGGUGAACUGGACGGUCCUUCUAACUCUGCUACACAGAUGGUGAACUGGACUGUCCUUCUAACUCCACUACACAGAUGGUGAACCGGACUGUCCUUCUAACUCCACUACACAGAUGGUGAACCGGACUGUCCUUCUAACUCUGCUACACAGAUGGUGAACUGGACUGUCCUUCUAACUCCGCUACACAGAUGGUGAACUGGACGGUCCUUUCAGCAAAUUAUUGUAGGAUACUUGUAGUAGGGGUUAGCUUGAAAGUGGUUGCCAAGUUUAAUAUGUUUUUCCAACCAUUUCAACCUGAUCAAGAGUAGCCUACCUGGAGUAGUCUAUCCGGAGAAGUAUAUCUGGAGAAGUUUAUCUAGAGUAGCCUACCUGGAGUAGUCUAACCGAAGUAGUCUAUCCAGAGUAGUCUAUCCAGAGAAGUCUAUCCGGAGAAGUCUAUCCGGAGAAGUCUAUCUGGAGAAGUUUAUCUAGAGUAGCCUACCUGGAGUAGUCUAACCGAAGUAGUCUAUCCAGAGUAGUCUAUCCAGAGUAGUCUAUCCAGAGAAGUCUAUCCGGAGAAGUCUAUCCGGAGAAGUCUAUCUGGAGAAGUUUAUCUAGAGUAGCCUACCUGGAGUAGUCUAACCGAAGUAGUCUAACCGAAGUAGUCUAUCCGGAGAAGUCUAUCCAGAGAAGUCUAUCCAGAGAAGUCUAUCCGGAGAAGUCUAUCUGGAGAAGUUUAUCUAGAGUAGCCUACCUGGAGUAGUCUAACCGAAGUAGUCUAUCCGGAGAAGUCUAUCCAGAGAAGUCUAUCCGGAGAAGUUUAUCCGGAGAAGUUUAUCUAGAGUAGUCUAACCGAAGUAGUCUAAUGUAAAGGGAUGGCAGGGUACAUCUGAUAUGAAAGUAAAGGACAUUGAACAUUAUUGUGUUUGGCAGCGAGUGUUAACUGGUCAGUGGUCUAGAAGACUCUUCUUGAGAAAUUUAAAUGUAUGCUAGCUGGUGACUGGUAGAUCCUCUGGACUUCCACUGAGGUGUGAUGGGGGUUGGUAGGUCCCUUGGACUUCCACUAAGGUGUGAUAGGGGUUGGUAGGUCCAUUGGACUUCCACUAAGGUGUGAUAGGGGUUGGUAGGUCCCUUGGACUUCCACUAAGAUGUGAUAGGGGUUGGUAGGUCCCUUGGACUUCCACUAAGGUGUGAUAGGGGUUGGUAGGUCCUCUGGACUUCCACUAAGGUGUGAUAGGGGUUGGAAGGUCCUCUGGACUUCCACUAAGGUGUGAUAGGGGUUGAUAGGUCCUCUGGACUUCCACUAAGGUGUGAUAGGGGUUGGUAGGUCCCUUGGACUUCCACUAAGGUGUGAUAGGGGUUGGUAGGUCCUCUGGACUUCCACUAAGGUGUGAUAGGGGUUGGUAGGUCCUCUGGACUUCCACUAAGGUGUGAUAGGGGUUGGUAGGUCAGCUAUGGGCUCUAAUUUUUGUACCAUUCCAUCUGUUUUAAUAAAACACUCUGUGUUCAGUCAUAUGACGACAAUACACGGAAUACAGGUAAACCCUUAACUUCCCAUCUACAGAUAAUUUGAGGAAUAUUCCGCACAAAUAGAAAAAAAUCUUUCUAUUCUGUAUCUUUUAAAAAACACUCUUACUCUUAAUGUUGUCAGCUUUAAUUUAUUUACUGUUUGGCAAAUGGAGCUAGUGGGAAUACCACAAGUCAAUAUCUAAAUAGAUACAAUAGAUAUACUUUAUUAAGGGUAUUGGAGUACCGGGAACUGUAGGCUCACUAGAUAAUCAAUAAUUUGUAAGCUGUUCACUUACAUUAAUUUCUGAUGGCUUGUAAGGCCAAUUUCACAUCAAUCUUAUAAUGUACACAAAUAUGUCAUGCAUAUAAAAUCAAACUUGUUAUUACGCAAAUCAGGGCCACAAUGAACACUUGUAAUUUAUCUAGCUAAAUCUGUAAAGAAUUUUCACAAAUCAAAUAUAUGUUUCUUUAUAUGGUAAAUUUAGGCAUAUGAUUUCCAUAAGAACAUAAGUAGAUGCUUUCAUCCUAACUAGUGGUGAAUGUCUCGGUGUUAAAUCUGUAUUCAUUUUAUGGAAAUUCUUCUUUAAGAUGACUACUUGGUUUUAUUUAUUUAUUCUAUGUAUGUCUGUUGUCAUUAUAAUGUAAUUCAAGUUAUUAAUAUUUAAGCAUUGAACUGCUUAUAUAGAUGAGUAGUAUUCUGAAGGCUAUAUAUUAAAAUUUAAAAUAUUGGAAGACAGGUUCUGGUUUGGUUAUCUCCCUUGUAUAAUAUUGAUAGUGUUCUGAACAGUUCCUCACCCUAGAUGUCAACAUUUUGUAAGAUUAAGAACUUGUCCUUAAAUCAACCCCUGCAUUUUUGUUAUUUUAGUAAAAAAUUAUAAUUUUGAAGAACUGUAUAACAGAAGUAUAAUCCAUUACAAUGUUUUAUAGAUAUAGAAUAUAUUGUAAGGAAAUGUAUCAUUGCCAGUGGGAAAAUAUUAACCAGAUGAUUCACAUCCAAAUAAUCAGAAGAUAGUAGAACCAAAGAGACUGUGUAAUUCAAUUGUAUUUUUAAAAGAGCAGAAAAUAUAAGGCUAAUUAAUGUAGGAUACACGGGCUAUCCUGGAGUGAUUACUAGAAAGUUGUGUUUACUUUAGAAAGGUUUAUUGAGCACAGGAUCAGGGAAAUCUACAACAUGUAUUUACGAUAUAAUGUUAAUGCUGUAUACUCCACAUCAACAGUGUUUAUUGAGUCAUUCCUCGCCACAUGACCUACUGUAUAUGUAUGUAUCUAGUGAAUGAGUCAUUCCUCGCCACAUGACCUUCUGUAUAUGUAUGUAUCUAGUCAAUGCAAAUGCAGUCUAAAUUAAUGUUUAUGUGAGAAUCAGGAAUGAAUGAUGAUAUGGUAUGGAUCAUAGUGUAAUUUUUAGCCAGUAUGAUUAAAAAUGAAUACCAACCAAAAACAUUACAAUGUAUUAUUUUAAUAUUUAUGUCGUUGUGUGCAUCCAAGUAAAAACGUCUUUGUACUGCUAUAACUCAAGGUCAUAUCAUGAUAAUAUAUCCAUCAUUUAGAGGCUUGAUUGAACACUAGAUCUCACGCAAAGAUAAAAGAAUCAAAAUAAAUUUUAAUUAUAAAAAUGAUUACAGAUUUUUCCAUUUGUCUGCUCUGUAAGAGAAAUCAUUCCACAUUUGAUGAGGGCAUAUACAACAACUCGGAAGUGUAACCUCUAUAUAUAUAUAUAUAUAUACAACAACUCGAAAGUGUGAUGUCUAUAUAUAUAUAUAUA